UUGUGCUUCUUCCCCAUGCCGACAGCGUUCUGAGGACGACGGGGACUUCGACACACUCAGGGUGUCAAUAUUUGAAACAUUUUUCUUUUGCAUGUCAUCAUGCGCUGGAUUCUAGCUGGAUGCUGUGGGCUUGCACUGAUAACUCUAACAGUCUCCUUGCAGGUCAGCCAGAGACCCCGGUUUAUUGGUCUGAAAACAAAACGUGUUGUAAGAAUUUACUGUUCCUCAAAACAAAAUGUCCAAAGCACUGCGCUGUGGUACAAGGCUGACGAGUACAAAGGGAGCAAGCACAGGAUAUAUCAGACUGAAAGGAUUGUUUUUCACAACAGCAGCAUGAUCCAAAAUGGUAUCCUCAACGUCCUUGACAUUCAAGUUGAGGACAGCGGAGUUUAUUUCUGCGAAGUAAAUGGAGCAGAAGGACCUGGAACUGAAGUGCAGGCAGUCAGAGGAAUUAUCCUUCAGCAGGCGCUGUACAGGAGCAAGAUGAAGGAUGGUCUCAUCAUCCUUCAGGGCCUUUUGUUGGCUGCAUGUAUUGGUGCCAUACUGCUACGCAAACAAAGGCUGAUGGAAAGGAGGGACAGCAUCUAUGAAGAACCUGAAACUGACCACAUCUAUGAGGGCUUGGCGAUUGAGUCGUGUGGAGGAGAUCUAUAUGAGGACCUGUCUGUGUACGCUCAGGCUGAAGGAACUGAGGCCCCAUGGGAGUGAAACAAACACCUACAGCCUAAAAAAUACUGGUUACAUGUUCUUAAUUAUAAGUUGUAAAAUAAAAAAGAAAUUAAUUAAAAACAAAAAAAUCAGCCAUCUUGUAUAUCAUAAAUGAGUCAUGCACAGUUUUGUGCAAAAAUGUGCUUAUUCUAGAAAUAUUUCAGUACUGGCUGCUGUUCGUGCUCUUGAUUUUGUGCUGUUUAGUAACACUUGUGAAAUUCAUCAUUUCCAGUUCAGACCUGGAGGCUGAAAUUUCAGUCGACAUUUUUGGUGCUUCGAGGAGUUUUUUUGUAUAAAUUUGUGUGAUGUUUAAUCUUGUCAUGAUUUUUCUAAGUUGGCAGUUUGAUUUCUGCUUUAUUUUGUGUCCACAGCGAGCAUUAGCAACAAAAACUGAUCUUGCUGAAACUAAUCUAAGCUUUUAGCUUGUGUUGUUUGUUAACAUUAAAAACUGUAUGUCUUUUAUUGAUGUUACAAUAAACAUAAUUUGGU
Melanotaenia boesemani (Boeseman's rainbowfish) is the source of this 1197-nucleotide messenger RNA. RefSeq names its product CD79b molecule, immunoglobulin-associated beta (gene cd79b). Lineage: Eukaryota; Metazoa; Chordata; Actinopteri; Atheriniformes; Melanotaeniidae. Gene Ontology annotation, biological process: B cell receptor signaling pathway; B cell differentiation. The transcript is spliced from 5 exons. The record is from RefSeq and is a predicted model, not a curated record. Gene Ontology annotation, cellular component: external side of plasma membrane; B cell receptor complex. Bases 100 to 708 code for a protein of 202 amino acids.